GUAGCUGAAGUAGUCAUUGUCUGGACUCAACCCGACGACCGAUGACAAUUCUCUCCUCGGAAGCACUAGUUCCGCGUAGCGUCUGCACCGCGACCGUCUCCAUCCACGCAACGCAAAACAAGUCUAUCCAUCGAAUGUUUUACAUGCCUACGCCGGUCCGUUCCGACGUCGAAACGAGAGGGGAAAGGGUGGAGGGAGAAUUGUCGGCCGGGAAGAGGAAGUGAUAAGGAACAGACACAAUAACUUCCUGGAACAAGUCACGGCACCAUAAGAAACCUAACGUCACUCUUUCCCUCCACGCCUCAAACGUGCCUCCUAAGCUCAUUCUCUCCAAUCUCAUUCUUUAUAAGAGCUCCAAUGCACUCCCUCCUUUCUCCUGUCAAAGCUCGAAACAAGCAUCGACUUCGCGAAACCCGAACUAGUAUCGGCAUUCGUAGACUUGGAUUAGUCGAUCCGAUCGAUCGAUUCGUUCUCUCUCCCUUUCGGGAGCUGAGCAUUUCGUUUCCAGGCUGCAGCAUUGAGGGCUGGUCGUAUGGAUCAGCGUGACUCGCUAGAGAGCGAAGGCAGCGUCAAGUUGCAGAUUUCCGAGCUCUGCAGGCUCGGCGACGCCUGCAGCUCGGGCACCACCAUCUUCGAGCCGCGGAACAGCAUUGAGAAGAGAGACAGCAGCAAUGGGGAAUCCGUUACCUCCGGGAAGCCUGUGUUCCACGCGCCGGAGAAGAAACUCACGCUGUUCGCCCUUCGGCUUGCGGUGUUCGAGAAGGCUGCGACCGGGCUAGGAACGCUUGGGUUCAUCUGGGCGACGGUGGUCCUUCUUGGUGGGUUCGCCAUCACUCUGGAUAACACCGACUUCUGGUUCAUCACCAUCAUACUGCUGAUCGAGGGGACGCGGAUUUUCAGCCGCAGCCACGAGCUCGAGUGGCAACACCAGGCGACUUGGACGAUCGCCGAUGCAGGCAUCAACAGCUUCCGCGCGCUCAAAUCGAGCUCGCACUUUCUGGUCAAGAGCUUCAGGGCUGCUUUUCGUCCCAUUUCAUCGGCGGUUCAGAAGAGAAACCACAAGAACAGGGAGAUAGCAGCACAAUUUGCCGGCUCGCCAAACGCUGGCGGUGUCCACCGUAAAUCAACUCGGAUGUGGACGUCGUCGGAUGUCCCGAUCCUACCUUAUGGCAAAUGGGUGUUCCUCGCCAGGAAUGUGAGCAAACUGCUCUACUGGCUUCAGCUCCUAUCGGCGACGGCCUGUGUGGUCCUUUCCCUAAUGAAGCUCAUCAGGCACAACUAUGGCGAAGUUGCGAAAGGCGACAGCGACAAGCGCAACCGGAAAGCUGCCUUGAACAUCUUCUACUCGCUGGCCCUGGCAGAAGCCCUGCUGUUCCUGAUGGAGAAGGCCUACUGGGAGUUGAAGGUGAGCUUCUUCAAGGUCCUAGAGGAGGUGACCCGGGAAUGCGAAUUGGGGAAAUCGGGCCUGAUCGCGGUCCGGCGCUUCUUCUACGACUCCUACUCGCGGUCCGUCAAUGGGAGCAUCUUCGAUGGGUUGGGAAUGGACAUGAUCACCUUCUCGACGGAGCUGCUCGACUCCAACUCCCCCGACGAGCAGCUCAUCGGAGUAAGGAUCCUCCGCCAGUUCGUGAUGAACAGCCGGUUCUCUGACGACACCCUCCGAAAGAUCGGGACCAACAUAUCCGUGAUUGAGCGGCUUGUCGAGAUGCUGAACUGGAAGGACCCGCAGGAGGAGGAGAUCAGGCGGUCGGCUGCAGAAAUACUGUCAAAGCUCGCCGGGAAGAAGCGCAACGCACUCCGAGUCUCUGGAAUCCCCGGCGCGAUGGAAUCAAUCUCAUCGCUCCUUGAGAAGAGCCGGUCCUCCUCCGUCUCGGCAGACGAGAUUGCGGAGAAGACGAUUGUUUCCUCCUCCUCCGCCGCCGCCUCUUCUGACGGCCAUGCGAGCUACGGAUUCGAUACGUUCAACCACCUAGGACUCCUGAUACUGAAGAAAUUAGCUCGCGACCACGACAACUGCGGCAAGAUUGGGAACACAAGAGGGCUCUUGCCGAAGAUCAUCGACCUCACGCACACCGACGAGAGGGUCCUGAAGGACGCGAGCGUCGCAAGGUCACAGGUCCUCACCGUGAAGCAGUCGCUCCAGGUGGUGAGGAUGCUGGCGAGCACAGCGGGAGCGACCGGGAAGCAGCUCCGGCGGGAGAUAUCGGAGAUCGUGUUCGCGAUCGGGAACAUCCGGGAGAUCCUCCGGCACGGCGAGAGGCACCCGGCGAUGCAGAAGGUGGGGAUCGAGAUCCUGACGAGCCUGGCGCUGGAGGAGGACGCAACGGAGCGUAUUGGGGGGACGGGCGGCGUUCUGAGGGAGCUGCUGAGGAUCUUCCUCAACGGCAGCGGUGGGAAGGUGGCGGGGGCGGAAGACGAGGAAGGGAGGAGGGUGAGGGUGGCGGCCGGAGAGGCGGUGGCGAUGCUGGUGCUGGAGAGCGAGAGCAACUGCCGGAGGGUGCUGAGGCUGGGCGUCCUGGAGAGGCUCGUGGAGGCGCUGGAGGCGCCGCUGCUGAGGGUGAACGCGGGGAGGAUCUUGAGGAACUUGUGCGCGUUCGGCGGCGACGGCUGCUUCGAGAAGCUCCGGGGAGCCACCGCUGCUGCGCCAACGGUUCUUAAGGCGAUCAUGUCCGAAGAGAAUAAGCUGCAGGAGGUGAUGAUCGGACUGGCGGCCCAGGUCUUCAGAUACAUGACGAGCAAGGAGUCGAGCGCUGUGUUCAAGAGGGCCGGGAUACGGGAGACCGAGCUCGCUGACACCCUCGUCCAGAUCCUGAGGAAGUACCGGUCCCCGCCGAUCAAGGUCCCCCGGAUACGGCGGUUCGCCAUCGAGCUGGCGAUCUGGAUGAUGACGGACAAGGAGACCAACGUGCUCACCUUCCAGGAUCUCGAGAUGGAGAAGGAGCUGGAAUACGUGCUGGAGACCACGUCGGAGGUCGAGAGCUUCAACAUCUUCUCCGGCACGGUCGGCGUGAGCCGCCACCACAUGACCAUCCAUUCCUUGGUCGAGCUGGCGUUGAAGCUUUUGGCGGACGGCUGAAUUUCAAGUCGAGAGAGACGUGAACUUUGUAAAUACACCUAAAGCAUAUACAAAUCAAAGGAGAGUUUUUCCUUGCAUUGGCAACAUGUUGAUACUUACUUUUCAGAGAAUUGUUGAUUAUUUGUGAUUCCAUA
This is a messenger RNA of Eucalyptus grandis, 3210 nucleotides long. RefSeq lists its product as uncharacterized. Gene Ontology annotation, molecular function: protein binding. The coding region runs from base 533 to 3076 and encodes 847 amino acids. The transcript is spliced from 2 exons. The record is from RefSeq and is a predicted model, not a curated record. Lineage: Eukaryota; Viridiplantae; Streptophyta; Magnoliopsida; Myrtales; Myrtaceae.